This is a messenger RNA of Malus domestica (apple), 1601 nucleotides long. The record is from RefSeq and is a predicted model, not a curated record. NCBI's taxonomy places the organism in Eukaryota, Viridiplantae, Streptophyta, Magnoliopsida, Rosales, Rosaceae.
GCAAUUGUAUUUAGAUGGGUGGAAUACAAAAACUAUUGAUGCAGGAACCUGAACCUAUGGUGAUCCAUAUGCAAUUUAAGGUGAUUUCAUUAAUGAGUAAUCAAGUUCUGUUUUUAAUUUUUUCUUCUUUUGAUAUGUGAAUGUCGAUUGUCGAAGAACUGAAGGUUGCUAGGUUGGUGAAAAUCUGAAAGUAAACGAGUUGGAAAUGCUGUGCACAGAAAUGGAGUGUUCUGCAAAAUGAAACGAAGAAGUGAGAGUUACACUUUGGGGAGACUGCGCCAGGACCUUUGAUAUUGAAGUUGUAACACAACAACUAUCACCAAUUGUGGCUGUGUUCACAAGUCUCAAAGUAAAACGGUUCCUAGGAAACACAGUGCUUAGCAGUACCAGAUGCACUUUGUUUUUCAUAAACCCAAAAAUACCAAAAGCAACAAAUUACAAAUCGAUUUCCAGUCAUGCUUUGAAAAUGAUUCCAACCUCAGCAUAACUAAUGACACCAGAUCAAUUGGAUGCCGCUGAAAAACUAUCAGUAGGGCAAUUGAAUAUCUUGGAUCCAAAUCUUUAUCAGAACACUCCAUUUCUGUGCAGAGCAGCAGUUGCACGGUUUGAUUUGAGUAACGGCUGGUGGUACAAGGCAUGUCCAAUCUGCUUCAAACAACUAAAACCAAAGCCUCAAAGUGACCUGCUGGUUUGUCCAACUAAUGAUAUUCAAAACCCUAUUGCUUGGUUCAAAGUUAGUUUAAUUCUUGAAGAUGCCAAUGACGAAACCAAUGCCAUCAUUAUAGGUAAAUCAGCCGAAGAACUAUUUGGAAUCACAUGUGAACAAUUAGUAAUCAACAAAAGUUUCUGUGACCAAAAGGAAUUACCACAACAAAUACUCCGAGUAAAAGGUCAAAUCAAACUUUUCCAACUCAGACUUGGGAAAGUUAAAAGUGACACAAGCAGAAAUGACUUGCUCAUCCAAACUGUUUUCAAGGAUCAAGCACAAAUUCACCCUUCAAACAACAACAAAGAUGAUGAAGCAAUAAGUAACCUUGGGAAGAAACAUAUGGUUCAUGAAAUGUUACCAUGCACACCACCACUCUCACUCAAGAAAUCUCUACCUUCAUCUCCAACUGAGAGCAGUUCAAGUUCAAAGAAACGACAAAGGGAGCCAGUCAAAAAGAGUCUUUUCACCUCUACACCAACAAAAAAAUCUAAAAGUGAUACCACAAGUGGAUACAGUGAAGAGACCUAUGCAUUUGAAGAGACCGAUGACGAGAAUGUAGCAAACACAGAUAAAACUCCCAGUGAAUAGAUUCAUCGUUGUCAUGCAAGAUGGAGGAGGCACCAUUAACGUGAGGAGUUACGUAUAUGGGUGUCUUUAGUGAAACAAAUCUUACUUUUUGAGCUGUGUAUAGUUUUAGACGUAAAAGUCUCCCUGGGAUAGGACCAUAGCUUUUGAAAAACAAUCUUUGAGGAUGAUAUACUAACAUCCUCAACUUUUACAAAUGUAAUAUAUGUAUAUCCCUUACUUUGGCACAUAUUUUCUCAUGUAUAUAAGCCCUACUUUGUACACGUUUAAGAUCAUUUUGAAACCCGCAGCAUCGCGCGGGCCUCAA